CAGUUCGAGCGCGACGCUGAGUUCUGGCUCGACGACGGCAACCUCGUCCUCAUCGCGCGCAACACAGGCUUCCGCAUCUAUCGUGGCCUCCUCGCGGCCCAGUCAGAGGUCUUCCGCGACAUGUUCGCGUCGUCGAGCCCCAGUACCGGCGAGUGCCACGACGGCUGCCCCGUCGUCUACAUGUCGGACUCGCCUGAGGAUCUGCGGCGCCUGCUGCGCGUCAUCCUCCCCACUACCCGCAGAAUGUUCUUCCCGGACGAUGAAAAUCAGGUGGACGUAUCGUUCAACCAGGUCUCCGCCAUCGUCCGCCUUGCGCACAAGUACAACAUCGCGGACCUCGAGGGCCAGGCGUUUUCCGCGCUCAAGGCAUACUACACCGACAGCUUCGACGAACACGAGAGCGCGGGGUUCCACAGCCAAGUCUCGUUCGACAACGUCCACGCGAUCGGCGCUGUCAACUACGCCCGCCUUGCAAACAGACUGGAAAUCCUGCCGUACGCGCUGUAUGCGUGCUGCGGCCUGCGCGGGGACAUCGUCUACGGCUGGGAGCGCGAGGAUGGAACUGUCGAGCACCUUAGCCCGGAAGACCUGAAGCACUGCCUGGACGGCCGUGACGCGCUGGCGCGCGAGGCCAUGCGGCUGCUCCCCAAGGUCUUC
Molecule: messenger RNA, 657 nt
Organism: Trametes versicolor FP-101664 SS1
Lineage: Eukaryota; Fungi; Basidiomycota; Agaricomycetes; Polyporales; Polyporaceae
Exons: 2
Molecular function (GO): protein binding
Source: RefSeq, a predicted model, not a curated record